This is a messenger RNA of Linnemannia hyalina, 447 nucleotides long. The record is from the annotation of a GenBank genome assembly. Lineage: Eukaryota; Fungi; Mortierellomycota; Mortierellomycetes; Mortierellales; Mortierellaceae.
AUGUACGACCUGGUCGGUGCCCGUCGAUCCAUCGGACGUACUGAACUCCUCAACUACGACCCGUUCCUCAUGCUUGACGAGUUUCCUGUCGACAAGAGCCGCGACUUCCGCGACCACCCUCACCUCGGCUUCGAAACUGUGACCUAUAUGCUCGAGGGCCAGUUCCGGCACGAAGACUUUGCAGGACACAUGGGAACCAUUGGAUCUGGCGACUUGCUGUGGAUGACUGCCGGUCGUGGUAUUGUUCAUUCUGAGAUGCCUGUCAAAACUCAGACUCGUGCUCGUAAAUUGGGACUGUGGAUCAAUUCGCCGAAAGAGCACAAGAUUUGUGAACCACAGUACCAGGAACUACUUGACGCUCAAAUACCACGCGCUAGACCCCAGGACUUCACUAUUGCCACCACCACCGCCGUUACGAUUGCCAAGCCCAAGCCACCCUCCGUGUAA